Messenger RNA from Saxophila tyrrhenica, 888 nucleotides. RefSeq lists its product as uncharacterized. Gene Ontology annotation, cellular component: cytoplasm. NCBI's taxonomy places the organism in Eukaryota, Fungi, Ascomycota, Dothideomycetes, Mycosphaerellales, Extremaceae. The coding region runs from base 1 to 888 and encodes 295 amino acids. Gene Ontology annotation, biological process: cellular response to misfolded protein; proteasome-mediated ubiquitin-dependent protein catabolic process; positive regulation of proteolysis. The transcript is spliced from 2 exons. The record is from RefSeq and is a predicted model, not a curated record. Gene Ontology annotation, molecular function: ubiquitin protein ligase activity; protein-folding chaperone binding.
AUGAGUUAUCUAGCCGAUGAACUCAAGGAGAAGGGAAACGCUGCAUUCCGCAACGGCCAGUACAUCGAAGCCGAGGAGCUCUACACUCAAGCCGUUCAGAAAUAUUCAAGAAACCCACUCAUCUUCACGAACCGGGCGAACGUACGGCUCAAGCUCCAACGGUGGGAUGACGCUGUCAACGACUGCCUGAAGAGCAUCGAAGUCGCUGGUCCAAAAACGCAAAACAAUAAGGCCUUCUACUUCCUGGCCCAAGCCCAACUAGCCCUCCACCACCCCCACGAAGCCCUCUCCUCCGCCCUAACCGCCUACGACCAAGUCCGCCACCCCUUAUCCCCAGCGGCAAAGAUCUCCCCAAAGGACCUGGAGACCUUCUCCUCCUUCGUGCUCAAAUGCAAAAAGGCCAAAUUCGCCACCCGCGACCGCGACCGCUUGCGUCGGCAAGGCCACCUCCGCGCGGAACUGGAAGAGACUCUCGAAUCCAACAAACAGCGCGACCUCGACGCCAUCUCUGCGCAGCUUUCCAACCAAGAACUCGGCCCUGUCGAAGCGUCAGAAAGGAACCAGGAGAUCUUGUCGACUUUCGAUACGAAGAUCGCAGAGCUCAAAACUCUGUUCGCGAUAGCGGACCCGACUAACCACAAACCUCGUGAGAUCCCGGAUCAUCUAAUCGAUAUGAUCACGUUCGAGCCAAUGCACGAUCCGGUGAUGACGAAGAACGGGCAUUCGUACGAGCGGGCGACGAUUUAUGAGCAUUUGAAGCGCAGUCCGACGGAUCCGUUGACGAGGGAUCCGUUGCGGGUGGAGGACUUGAGGAGUAAUUUUGGCUUGAAGGCGGCUUGUGAUGAGUUUUGGGAGAGUGGGGCGAGUGAGUGGGUGAUUGACUGGUGA